This is a messenger RNA of Pochonia chlamydosporia 170, 516 nucleotides long. RefSeq names its product WD repeat containing protein 44. Lineage: Eukaryota; Fungi; Ascomycota; Sordariomycetes; Hypocreales; Clavicipitaceae. The record is from RefSeq and is a predicted model, not a curated record. Bases 1 to 516 code for a protein of 171 amino acids. The transcript is spliced from 4 exons.
AUGACGGAACCGCUCUCUAAGGUAGACUCCGCCGUUCAAGGCUUGUCAUCAUCACCGCCAAAGGAGAAGGGCCAUAGAAGGGCCAGCUCCAGCGCAGCUGGUGUCAUGAAUAUCAAUGAUUUGGAGAAGGAUGGCAUUGAGCUACAGAUUGCGAUUGAGACGCAAAAAACAGGCUGGAAGAUUAACAAGAGCCCCACCACUGUUGACGACCCAAGUGUAUUGAAAGUCAUGUUGACGAAGCCUCCUGUCAAGAAGAUUGACCUGCACUUCCCGUUAGGAAUGGAGGUAACAGCAAGGAAUAUGAAGGGUGUGACCGUUAAAGAUGCCAUGGAUGCAAUCUACAAGGCAUACAAGAAGCGGGCUGAUGACGAGCUCGACAACCCAUACCUAGCUGGCUUCGAGUGGGACAAGGAGGAGUCAUGGACACGGUUGGUUGUCCACCUCCAGAAGGAACCCGGCACUACCGGCCACGGUGGCGGCGGCAAGAAGAAAAAGGGCAAGAAGGACGAGGAGUAA